AUGGAUGCCCAUACUUUUCACCUAGCUAUAGACCAACAGGUGGAGCUGCUUGAAAAAGCCCGCGAGGCCGAGUUACAGCUAUCGAAUGAAGACAUCGCUCAGGCAAAUUCCAAAGCGCUCAGCACCCGGGGUUUAGCGCUGCUGAAUCUAUGCAUUUCACGCUCCUAUACGGGGCUUGGGGGGAAGUCUGUUGUGGAAUUAAGCCCGGAUAGUUCCCUUGUAUCCGGAGGCAUACCUGCCCAUGGGCUCAAGACGGGAGAUAUAGUAAAGAUCCAAGAACAGUUGUCAAGUUCAAUCAAAAAGUCUCAAAAGAAAGAAACACAAGAUGAAGGUUUGAACGGGGUGGUGAUAAGAUCUGGCAGCCAGAAGCUCGCCGUUGCCCUGGAUAUGGAUAAAUCUUACCUCUCCAUAGACACUGCUAAACGGCUACGGGUUGUUAAAGUUGCCAACGAUGCCCCGUUCAAAAGAAUGAUGCAGACCUUUCUAGACCUAAAAUCGAAACAGCCCGAGGAUCUUCCGAGUAUCAUCAAGAUAGCAUUUGGCCUCGCUGCUUAUUUCCCACCCGUGAAAUCCGAGAUCCGAUUGGACUUCUUCGACGAGCAACUCAAUGAGGUACAGAAAGAAGCAGUUUCUUUUGCCCUGGAAGCUACAGAUUUAGCCUUGAUUCAUGGCCCCCCCGGCACAGGUAAAACUCAAACAUUGAUAGAGAUCAUCCGUCAACUUGUAGCUAGAGAUCUCAAGAUUUUAGUUUGUGGGCCUUCAAAUAUAUCGGUUGACAAUAUCGCAGAUAAAUUGGGGCCAUUUCGAAUCCCGAUGGUGCGCAUUGGCCAUCCGGCUCGACUACUUCCAAGUGUUAUAUCCACUUCUCUCGAUGUUGCCAUCAAGUACUCUAGUGGGGGGAUGCUUGUCAACGACAUUAGGAAAGAAAUGGAUGAGAAAUUGAACAAUUCCAAGAAGACACGAAAUGGUACCGAACGGAGAAAGCUUUGGGAGGAUAUUCGCGACCUUAGAAAAGAGUGUAAAGUUAGAGAACGAAGGUGUAUCGAAGAUAUUGUAAGAGCUAGCAAGAUUGUGCUAUCGACUCUUCACGGGGCUGGGGGUCGGGAUAUCAUACGACAAAAUUUUGAUGUUGUUAUCAUCGACGAAGCCGGGCAAGCCCUUGAAGCGCAAUCUCUAAUUCCACUCGCUCGGGGACCAUCCAAGUGCAUUUUGGCUGGCGACCAUUUGCAACUUCCGCCGACGAUCCCAAGAACGGAUAAAACCUCUAGCUUACGAAAGCUUGAGCUCAGUUUAUUUGAAAGACUUAUCAAGCUCCAUGGGCCACUCAUCAAAAGAACACUUUCCGUACAGUACCGUAUGCAUGAAAUGAUCAUGAAGUACCCUUCGAUUGGACUGUACGAUUCGUUACUACUUGCAGAUGUCUCAGUUCGAUCGCAUCUACUAUCAGACCUUCCAAAUGUCAUCAAAACAGACGAAACUCAAGAGCCACUGGUUUUCUGGGACACGAACCCACAUGGAGGUUUUGGAGAAGACGAUACUGGAGCGCAUGAAAGUAAGAGUAAUGCGAUGGAAGCUGAAGCUGGAGUCCAGCCAAAGGAUAUAGCAAUUAUCACACCGUACAACGCCCAGGUGGCCCUUCUGUCAGGACUCAUCAAAUCUGAAUUCCCAGAUGCAUUUUCUGAAAUUGAGAUUGGAAGUGUAGAUGGGUUCCAAGGCCGAGAAAAGGAAGCGAUCUUACUGAGCCUAGUUAGAAGUAAUGAAAAGAAAGAGGUCGGCUUCCUGGCCGACGAACGGCGUCUCAAUGUUGCUAUGACGAGGCCGAGACGCCACCUUUGUGUCAUUGGAGACUCGGGAACUGUUGCUCGUGGGAGUGUUUUCUUGAAGGGUUGGAUGGACUUCCUAGAGGAAAAUGCCGACUUGCGGUACCCUGACACUAUAAUGCUCCAACAGUGA
Messenger RNA from Orbilia oligospora ATCC 24927, 1953 nucleotides. RefSeq lists its product as uncharacterized. The transcript has 10 exons. Bases 1 to 1953 code for a protein of 650 amino acids. NCBI's taxonomy places the organism in Eukaryota, Fungi, Ascomycota, Orbiliomycetes, Orbiliales, Orbiliaceae. Gene Ontology annotation, molecular function: RNA binding; ATP hydrolysis activity; 5'-3' DNA helicase activity. The record is from RefSeq and is a predicted model, not a curated record.